This is a messenger RNA of Spea bombifrons (plains spadefoot toad), 2651 nucleotides long. It is a transcript of the gene SLC23A2, whose product is annotated as solute carrier family 23 member 2. The transcript has 17 exons. Gene Ontology annotation, cellular component: membrane. NCBI's taxonomy places the organism in Eukaryota, Metazoa, Chordata, Amphibia, Anura, Pelobatidae. Gene Ontology annotation, molecular function: transmembrane transporter activity. Gene Ontology annotation, biological process: L-ascorbic acid metabolic process; transmembrane transport. The record is from RefSeq and is a predicted model, not a curated record. The coding region runs from base 380 to 2326 and encodes 648 amino acids.
AACUGUCAAUGUCGCUGCUUCUGGUCUCUAUGGGUGGGAAAUAACGCGGGAUCCUCCUCUACUCACCGCCUGGUGCCUCUCCGCCUCACAGGGGCUGGCAGACAAAGCCCAGUGCCACGGGCCGCUUCACCGAUUCGCCAUUGAGAACCGGCCAUGUCAGGGUCUUUUUCUGAAGGGGUGAAUGUCGUCCAGGUAGCAGAAUAACAGAUGGUUUCAUUGAAGACCGUCCAUACGCAACUGCUCGGUCCGGAUGCAGAAGGAGGCAGCCUCCUUUCUCUGACCCUUGAGGGCGCGUCGCUGUAGUACGGGAAGCCGGAGUACUCGUGUCCCCCUUGCCAGGCAUAGCCGAGGCGUGCUAGGAGUGGGCACCGUUCUAGAGAUGGGCGUUGGUAGGAACCCGUCAUCUAAAGCAAUGGAAUCCACAAACUCUACAGAUGGGAAGUAUGAGGAGGAAUCCAAACACCCGGCCUUCUUCGCCCUGCCGGUGGUGAUAAACGGAGGAGCUGCGUCGAGCGCGGAUCAAGAUAAUGAAGACACUGAACUCAUGGCCAUCUAUACCACGGAAAGCGGCAUUGCGGAAAAGAGCUCUUUGGCGGAGACUUUGGAUAGCAUUGGAAGCUUUGACCGGCAGAUGAUGGAUAUGAUCUAUACAGUGGAGGAUGUGCCCCCGUGGUAUCUGUGCAUCUUUUUGGGGUUACAGCAUUACCUGACAUGUUUCAGUGGGACAGUGGCCGUCCCAUUCCUACUAGCAGAAGCCAUGUGCGUUGGUUUUGACCAGUGGGCCACCAGUCAACUUAUUGGGACCAUUUUCUUCUGCGUUGGAAUCACUACUUUGCUUCAGACAACUUUUGGGUGCAGGUUACCCUUGUUCCAGGCGAGUGCGUUUGCAUUCUUAGCGCCAGCCCGUGCCAUUCUAUCCCUUGAGAAGUGGAAAUGUAACGCUACAGAUGUAUCUAUGUCCAAUGGAACGGAGCUGCUACACACAGAAGACAUCUGGUACCCGAGAAUACGAGAGAUACAAGGUGCCAUCAUUAUGUCAUCAUUGAUUGAAGUGGUCAUUGGCUUCCUUGGGCUCCCCGGAGCCUUACUGAGGUAUAUCGGACCACUUACCAUCACCCCUACUGUGUCCCUCAUCGGGCUGUCCGGAUUCCAGGCGGCGGGGGAGAGAGCCGGCAAGCACUGGGGCAUUGCUAUGCUCACCAUUUUCCUGGUCCUGUUGUUCUCCCAGUACGCCAGGAACGUCAAGCUGCCCCUUCCGAUCUAUAAAUCCAAAAAGGGGUGGACGGCCUACAAGUUCCAGCUUUUUAAAAUGUUUCCGAUUAUUAUGGCCAUCAUUGUUUCCUGGCUCCUCUGCUUCAUCUUUACGGUAACGGAUGUUUUCCCGCCAGACAGUACCAAGUAUGGGUUUUAUGCGCGCACAGAUGCCAGACAUGGGGUCUUAACCGUUGCUCCUUGGUUUAAAGUGCCCUACCCAUUUCAGUGGGGUCUCCCCACGGUGUCUGCGGCCGGUGUUAUCGGGAUGCUGAGCGCCGUGGUGGCCAGUAUCAUUGAAUCUAUCGGAGAUUACUAUGCCUGCGCGCGCCUGUCUUGUGCACCCCCUCCUCCCAUCCACGCUAUCAACAGGGGAAUUUUCAUUGAAGGCCUCUCUUGUGUGCUGGAUGGAGUUUUUGGUACCGGGAACGGCUCCACGUCAUCUAGUCCCAACAUCGGUGUGCUGGGCAUAACCAAGGUUGCCAGUCGUAGAGUUAUCCAGUAUGGUGCUGCAUUUAUGAUCCUCCUGGGCAUGAUUGGAAAAUUCAGUGCCCUGUUUGCCUCCCUGCCUGAUCCUGUCCUUGGGGCCUUGUUUUGUACUCUUUUUGGUAUGAUCACCGCAGUGGGUUUGUCCAAUCUUCAGUUUGUGGAUCUGAACUCUUCUCGAAACCUUUUUGUCUUGGGAUUCUCCAUUUUCUUUGGCCUUGUGCUUCCAAGUUAUUUAAAGGAGAACCCGCUUGUUACAGGCAUUGCAGAGAUUGAUCAAGUGCUAAAUGUACUUUUGACAACAGCCAUGUUUGUGGGGGGCUGCGUUGCUUUUAUUUUGGACAACACUAUACCUGGAACACCAGAGGAAAGAGGUAUCCGUAAAUGGAAACGCGGGUUAAGCAAAGGGGGCUCUGGCAUCGAGGGGAUGGAGUCCUAUGACCUACCGUUUGGCAUGAACUUUCUCCGGAAAUACAAAUGUUUCAGCUACCUUCCCAUCAGUCCCACGUUUGCUGGGUACCAGUGGAAAGCUCUCCGGAGGAAUAGCAAGAGCCGGAGAACAGAAGAGGAACCAGAGCCCGCUGUAUAACGCUGGCCCCCCGCCACUGCCGUUCAUAUCUCGUCGUAAAGUAACCUGUUGUUGCAGUCUUUUGAAGAGUUUACCAAGCCUUGAACCCGAUGUGGGUUUUCUUUUUGUUUAUUUUUGUUUCUGUAUAUUUGAAUAUCACAAUUCCAAGGCUGAGACCAAGGGGUGCGUUUAUGGACUUCAUGAACCCUCUCACCUCCUUUUUUAUAUUGUGCCGCAAAUGCAGUAAUUUAAUCAACUUGUUUUUUUGUCUCCCCUGCCUAAAUGAUCUCAUUUUUUGGCUGUCUGAACCCAUCCGCACUCCUUAUUUCCUGCUUUUUUAGGUUUG